GUUUGAUAUUCCAUAGAAACUCUGAUUGCAACCACGGUUGAUGUUGCAGUCAGCGAAUGUCCAGUUACUAGCCAGUUACUAGCAAGAAUGGACGCCAGCCGAAGCGCACUAGCCCGAUCGGGCGCGGCAAGUCACGACACCGACCGCCUCCCCUCUUUUUCCCUUCCGAGUUCCCCCCUAAAAACUAAAAAAUCUCCCCCGAAGCCUGACUACGUCACUUCUUCUUCCCCUUCUCUUCUUCCCUUGUAUCAUACCCGUUCGCAGUACCACCAGCAUCACCGGCCCUGCACGCCUCCACUCUUCACGGAUAUACGCCCUCCUCGACGCUCGAGUCCUCGCGCCUGCUACCUGUCGAUAUCCGUCCUGUCCUUCGUCCAUUGCCACCCAAUCCUCUCGUUCCCACCCUCCACCGGUCGCCUGCGGCCCCCUUUGAUCCCGUCGUGCCCUGCGUUAUUAUUAUUAUGUCUACGGCUGUCGACCGUACCGGCGUCAUCGAUUUUAACUGAUCUCCGUUUCUUGUAGCUUUUUCACCGAUGGACUUGAAAAAGGUCCCUGUCAAGCAGGAAGACUCGAAGGCACCGCCCUCGGAGACCAAAGAGAGCAAAACCGAUGUGGACGCGCAGAACUCGCUGGCACCUCCUCCCCGUCCUGUUAUAACUACCGCCGGCGAUACUCCGGACUACUUCAGCUCUGUUCACAAUCCCUUCGCCCUCGAGCCCAAUCCCUUCGAGCAGUCGUUUGGCGGUGGUGGCACAUCGGCCGAAACCCCAGGGAAGUCGCUGCUCCCCCCUGUCGCGGCCCUUACCUCUCCCGCUUUACCUGGCACGAGCUCUGCUGGUGGUUACAACUGGUCCAAUUCCUUGCGCUCCGGCCCCUUAAGUCCUGCCAUGCUGGCGGGCCCGACCGGCUCCAGCGACUACUUUGACAGCAUAGGCAGAGGCUUUCCUACCCCUAACGAGUCAUCCCUGCGCACAGGGCUGACGCCUGGUGGAGGCGGUUCGAUGUUCCCAGCGCAAAGCCCCAAUACGCAAUCCAUUUUGCAGCAACUGCAGAGUGGCGGGGCUACUCCAUCGACGAUCGACUUCCAUCGCACGGCACUGAACGCCGCGAAAAAGAGCGGCAUUAAUGCGCCAACAUCUAAUCCGAUGAACGAGUCGGAUCAAACUGGCCAAGUCACUACUAUGGAGGGGAAGGGUAACCAGACAACCAUGGUCGACCCAUUUACUCACCACGAUGCUGCUGAUGCUGCCAAUGGGCUCUUCAUGUUGGCCAAAGGCGGCCAGGCCAACCAUCAACUCGCUGUGCCAACCCAAUCCUCGAUACCACCGCACAGCAUUGAAAACCAUGAUGGGCUACGUGACACGGGUGCCAUCACGCGAUCGCAAAGUAUGAACGGUGCGCUAAAUGGUCGGGAUAUGAGUGGGGAAGGCUCAGAUACGCAGACUGAACAGGCCAAGCCGGCACCAAGGGGCAAAAUAAGGAGAAAUACUACGACCAAGGCGACAAGCGCAUCUAACAACAGGCGCAAAGCUGAAGAACCUACCAAGGGCUCAAAUAAGAAAGCGAGGGUUAAUCAUGGAUCCGUCAGCACAGACCCUGCUUCAGAGCCAGCAGAAUCCGAAGAAGAGCAGAAGAGGAAGCCUCAAAAUGACCCCAAGAAGAUGACUGAUGAGGAGAAGAGGAAGAACUUCCUAGAAAGAAACAGGGUUGCUGCUCUUAAAUGUCGCCAACGGAAAAAACAAUGGCUUGCAAACCUCCAAGCUAAGGUCGACAUUUUCACCACGGAGAAUGAUGCUCUUACUGCCACUGUCACUCAGCUACGGGAGGAAAUCGUCAAUCUCAAGACCCUUCUGCUGGCCCACAAGGACUGUCCUGUGUCGCAGGCCCAAGGACUUGGUUCACUGAUGAUGAACGGGUUAUCUACCGGAUUCGACCCUCAUCCGUACAAUAUCCCUAAUAACAUGGCGAUGCAACCUGGAGCACAGAUUCCGACUCAAGGUGUACGACGAUAAAAGGGCGGACAGCAGAACUGUCUGUCUCGAUCACUGGCUCAUGCACGCCCGAUGAUCUUCCGGGAAAAAUCUGUCUGAAAUUGACGCGUACUUCUUAGUUGCUCUUCCCUUCAAUGGCGUGCGGAGUCAUCUGUUGCUUAAAAGACUCGAUAGCUAUUAGUUAUCCAGGGCUUUUAUGUUUCAAUAUGUUUCAGCUGCAAAAAUUUACACACGCCUCUGGCAAUGGUGGGUGUUCAUGAUGUAUACGAACCGUGAAAAAAAAAAAGGACAGGCUGAAUGCAGUUGGUGUGGUAUGGGUCUCAUUUUACACUGGAGGGAGUGUAAAUCUGGCGCACAAGAUUCCUGGCUGCUUUUGUCUUGUUUUUGACACUUUUCUUUCUUUCUCCUCGCCCUGUUUAAUCAGCCCUUCCCCCUGGACUGACUUCCCUACGCUCAGGGUCCAGGCCCCAGGGUGUGGUGUCUGUACUUUCGUUGUCUUAGUACUUUUGCUUGGCUCAGCUACUCUGGGGAUUCUGUUCACAUGUCUGAUAUUUCAAGGCACUGGCACUGCCCUUUCUUUCCUUUUCUCCCCCUUGUUUUGCGAUACUUACGCGACUAUUGGGUGGCGUAUCGGCGGCUUGUUCCAUUAUUCGAACCGAUUUAUAUUUGUUCUUUUCUCCCAAUGCCCAAACCAGGCUUUCCUGC
Monascus purpureus is the source of this 2696-nucleotide messenger RNA. The record is from the annotation of a GenBank genome assembly. Lineage: Eukaryota; Fungi; Ascomycota; Eurotiomycetes; Eurotiales; Aspergillaceae.